This is a messenger RNA of Chironomus riparius, 605 nucleotides long. Lineage: Eukaryota; Metazoa; Arthropoda; Insecta; Diptera; Chironomidae. The record is from the annotation of a GenBank genome assembly.
GGAAAAGCUAUGAUUUUCAAGGGGAAAACAUUUGUAACUCGCUCUCACCAAAACAAACAAAAUUUCAAUAAUUAAUUAAAUUCGCGAAAAAGAUGUCUUAUCAGCUAUAUAGAAACACAACAAUCGGCAAUACAUUGCAGGAAAGCUUAGACGAACUGAUAUCUUAUGGACAAAUCACACCACAGCUAGCUCUUAAAGUUUUAGUUCAGUUUGACAAAUCAAUCAAUUCAGCAUUAUCGAAUAAAGUAAAGUCACGUAUCUCGUUCAAAGCAUCCAAGUUAAAUACCUACAGAUUUUGUGAUAAUGUUUGGACGUUAAUGCUUAACGAUGUAGAGUUCCGAGAAGUUCACGAGUUUGCAAAAGUGGAUAAAAUAAAGAUUGUGGCAUGUGAUGGAAAGUCAUCAUACAACGACUUGGAGAAGUAAAGUCAAUGAAGCUAAGGAUCUAACAAAUUAUCGCAUAAUGUAUUUAAAAAAAUAUGUAUAUCUAUUCUAACUUACCAUACUUUACAGUAUCUCUAAAAACAAUUUUAAUUACACUGGAUCAUAAAACACUUUCACAAUCUUAAAUUAAUUUAGAUAAAUAAACAUUACGUUAUUCAUUUC